CACGGUGGCAGCAGCAUAGUGUGUGAAUUAUCUAUCCUCUGACAGCAAAAACAUCUGGCGGCUAAAUCAUAGCGUGACUGCGCCAUGGUAAUACCCCUGCAAGGAUUACGCGGCGAUAAGGUCGUUUGCACCAAAGUGGACGAGGCAGACGGAGCCCGCCGAUCCCCUGCCAUCGUGAGCGGGGUAAUAGGCUAAGAAGCUUCUCCUCCUCAAAUCCCGGAUACUGUACACUCCCUCCUCGUCAUCUUCAAAGAGAUGAACGAUGUCUCGAGUCUCAGAAUCGAUUAUUGUCUGUGCUGAGAACAUAGCGAUUGCUUCACUAUUUCACUCGAUUCCACACCCACCAUUGUCAAACCCUCAAAUACAAGUACCUCCGUCAGAUGAUCGGCAUACUCUCUCUUUGGACCACGAGCGCCAGAUAGCCAGUACAUUGGCUUUCCUCGCCCAUACCCGUAACGAUGCCGAAUACAUUCCCGCCGUAUGCAUCGAGGAGGAUUCCAAGAGUGAUGCUCUGAACGUGGUACUUGCAAUCAAUAAGGUCACCGCCCUCGAUGGGAAUGAUGUGCUUCACGAAGUCCAGCGGGGAUUUGAUGCACUUUUCGCCCUUCUUGCGAAGGUAUCUGUUAGUGACUGUUCAAGUGUCAAGGACCAGAUCUUCGAACUUAUUGUCUCAAUGUGUUCAUCUCGUAUCCUGUCCAGACUGCGGCUUUGUCCUUCAACUAAAGACAGGAUGAAAAGAUCUUUUAAGGAUACUCUCUACGAGCUUGGGCAGGCUCUCACACAUCUUAAGAAACACCUCCCGCAUGAUAGCAGUCUACUCGAGAGCCUAGAAACGGUGAGCAACAGGGCCAAGGAGACCAGAAAGGCUCUUGACUCCUGGUCUCGACAUCAAGUCACUCUACGACUGGUAGAAAUAGUGGAAAGUAUCUACAGGAUACAACAAAUCGGUCAGCUCCAGGCCCUUCUCGAUAGUAUACGCAACAUCCAUAUGAGCCCUAGUGCGAGGGAGAGCAUGGCAAACAUUGUUGGCAAAAUCUCUCGGUAUCGGGAAGCUGCUAGAUUUUUGUAUCGCAUAGCGAAGUGUGUCCCUCUGGCUCGGAAAAUGCGCACGGUACCUGUCUACCUGCCAGCAGAGGCUUUCGCAAGGCCGUAUACGGAGACUUAUACCCCAGAUCUGGUUAAGAAGAUCACCGAGAUGAGCUACAGAGGUACACAGCAGAAGCUUUUGAAAGAGAUAUGUAGCGUCCUUGAAAUGAAUGAGAAACAGGCCAAGAACCAAUUCUGUCGACAGGUCGAGAACAACCUGAAGAAAGCGAAAAUCCAUGCCGAGGUUCAAAUCAUCGCUUACGGUGAACUGCUGGGACGGCGACUUCCGCGAAUCAUCUGCUCCAGUAAAGAUGCCUGCUUUCUGUGCAACCUAUUUAUCGAGACUUACGGCAAAAUGUAUACACCCAGAUCCCAUGGAAGACUUUACCCUGCAUGGCGCUUGCCCUGUCUACCCCAGCUUGAGGGUUUAGAACAAAGAUUUUGCCAAGCAUUGCAGAACAAAUUGGAGGCGAGCUGUUCUGCACUUUUAGCAACGCGGCGUAGAGUCCUUCAUCCGCUUCCGGCUGAAAGUACGCUUUUUACACUCCCUUCGUGUGGCACAACUUCAACAGGAAACCUCUCAGUGAAGGGAAGUGAAUGCGAUCAGGAGGAUUUAAUGACUGGAUCCGAACUGGAACAAAGGUCUAGCUCUCAAGAGUGCUUUCAUAAUGGUAAUAGUGAGCGUCAAUGCUUGGAUUCGACAAGAAAGUCGGAAUCAAUAAUUUCUGGCGAUGAAAACUCUAUCGAAAAAAGCUCUUCCACAGAACCGAAACAUGAAAGGGCUUCAUUUCCCUCAAGCGAAAUCAACCAAGGUCACAAGCUCCGUGAAGCUGUGGGACCCAAUGGGACGUGUGGGCCUCUUUUUGCUGGCCCCUUUAAGAUUACCAUAGAGGCUGGAUCUAGUAGUCAUACCGUUGAGAUUGAAUGGCUCAGCAACAUGGACACCGAGACGGCACACGAGACAGCUCUGCUCAUAAAUGUCGAAGAGAUUCAUGGGGAAAUGACUCUUGAUGAUAAUCCGUUGUAUAUGACCGCUCGUGGAAAGGUUCUAAGACUCAGUUGGAGAAACGACGGAUGCUAGGAAGACUAACUCAAAGACUAGGAGUCGCGUGCGC
Aspergillus homomorphus CBS 101889 is the source of this 2201-nucleotide messenger RNA. RefSeq names its product nucleic acid/nucleotide deaminase domain-containing protein. The record is from RefSeq and is a predicted model, not a curated record. The coding region runs from base 263 to 2167 and encodes 634 amino acids. The transcript is spliced from 2 exons. Lineage: Eukaryota; Fungi; Ascomycota; Eurotiomycetes; Eurotiales; Aspergillaceae.